UAUGUUUGGGCAUAUUACCUAAGACGCAACCAGCCACAGUGGGCCCUGGGCAGGUAGUUUCGUUGCCCCACCGCUACUUUUGCUUCUGUGGAAGGUCUGACCUUUCUCCCGCCCUAAGCUGUACGCGUCGGAGCUCUUGCCUAGCUAAAGCCCACUUUGAGAGGUACCUCUCCAAGUACCUCCCUUGCCUACGGGAAGAACCCAGCAAUACGUUACUCAGUGGCCGCCUAGCAGCAGAUUGAUGCGCAGCGGUUCAGCCUGCUCUGGGAAUCCGUUCGCAUACUACAUCCCUCUUCCACUUGAAUUCAUAUCGGCCUAUUCCUGCUCGUUCUCCUCAAGACUUCUCUCCUCACACCCGGGGUUGGCCGUUCCUCGCUAGCAUCGAGCUGCAAGAUCCCUACUCUUCCCUCCGCCUGUCCUGCUUUCCGCCGUCGCACUUCCAACCAUGUCUCGCCGCUACGAUUCUCGAACUACCAUCUUUUCGCCCGAGGGUCGCCUGUACCAGGUUGAAUACGCACUCGAGGCUAUAUCCCAUGCCGGGACCGCCAUCGGCAUCCUCGCCAAAGAUGGCAUCGUCUUGGCCGCCGAGCGCAAGGUUACCUCUAAGCUGCUAGAGCAGGAUACCUCAGCAGAAAAGCUUUACAUACUGAACGACAACAUGAUCUGCGCGGUCGCUGGCAUGACGGCCGAUGCGAACAUCCUCAUCAACUACGCCCGACAAGCCGCCCAGCGGUACCUCCUGACCUACAACGAAGAUAUCCCGUGCGAGCAGCUGGUGCGAAGACUAUGCGAUCUCAAGCAGGGCUAUACUCAACACGGUGGCCUGCGGCCGUUUGGCGUAUCCUUCAUCUACGCCGGGUGGGAUCCGCAGCGGCAAUUCCAGCUGUACUUGAGCAACCCCUCAGGCAACUAUGGCGGCUGGAAGGCGACCAGCGCGGGUGCUAACAACGCGAGCGCCUCAAGCUUGUUGAAGCAGGAUUACAAGGAGGAUUGCACGUUGAAAGAAGCUUGUGGUAUGGCAGUCAAGGUUCUUAGCAAGACGAUGGACUCUACCAAGCUCAGCAGCGAGAAGAUUGAAUUUGCGACGGUAGGGCAGACUAAGGAUGGCAAGAUCUACCACCGGCUUUGGAGUGCGGACGAGAUUACGGCGCUCCUGAAGGAGCACGACCUCGCCAAGGACGAGAACGCCGAAGACAAGUGAACGGGGCGCCACAGUCUCGACUUGAUCUCAUAGAUGCGGGGGUUUGGCGGGAUCGAUUCUAUACCACUACCGUAUUACGGUAGCCUUCACAGGGGGGCCCAAAUGCUGGACGCGCGGUUGUUGCGUGACCAGAAUAGACGUGAUAUGAUCUCAGGCCUCUUUGAUAGAGCUACUCGAUCGUGGCAUACCGAGACACUGUAGCUCGUAUAAGAUAGGUAGAGAAAUGAAUCAUCUAUCUAUCUGCUUGCCAAC
Messenger RNA from Durotheca rogersii, 1453 nucleotides. Its product is annotated as proteasome. Gene Ontology annotation, biological process: ubiquitin-dependent protein catabolic process. Bases 446 to 1201 code for a protein of 251 amino acids. The transcript has 4 exons. Lineage: Eukaryota; Fungi; Ascomycota; Sordariomycetes; Xylariales; Xylariaceae. The record is from RefSeq and is a predicted model, not a curated record. Gene Ontology annotation, cellular component: cytosol; proteasome core complex, alpha-subunit complex; nucleus.